ACUAUGCAAAACAAAAUCGAAGUCUCAGUCAUUAGUGAAAUGUCCCAUGCCCACCUAGGGAAGACACCGCCUCCGUUCUGAAACGUGUUUUCAAAGGAAGGGUUUAUUGAUUAUCAAGGCGUAUUAGCAACGUUUGUUUUGGCUCCCAGUUGUUCAUCAGUCUUCCAGCUCAAAUAAUUAUGACUACUUCCACAUCGGUGAUGAGAAGAAAGCGCCAGCAAGACCUCCUGCCUCCACUAUCUCCCACGAUGCUGCCUCCACCGACCCAACGUUAUCGGCACGCCAAUGCCCCGCUCUCCUUGGAUGGCGUCAAGAGAAAAGCCACCGCUAUUCUCGACGAAGUGAAAAGAGAAACCUUGGCUUUCAAAAGACAGUGGUUCGUUGGAAUCGACGACGACAAGAAAGACAAAUGGUUAGAAUAUAUAGAGGACAUUGUUUGUCGUGUUAGAAGUGAUAAAAAUUCCACAGUGACGCUACAAAGUUUUGUGUAUCUGGUUGAUAACAUGAAUCAAGACAAAUACGAUCAUCUCCUACAGAAACCAGAAAACGAAGAACUUCGCAUGCUUAAUCAAAAACACAACGAACUGAGGGAAUUUCGAAGCAUUAUGCAGGGCAAACUCAAGACUGCUAUUAUAGAUAAUCUGGUAAAGUUCUGCAUAAGUUUUGCUGAAGAGGCAGACGAGUUUGAUUCUUAUCCUGUAAGAGAGUACGAAGACACUACAAUUGAAAUCAAGCACCAAAUAGAUGAGAAUUUUGAACGCCUAGAAGUUCUUGAAAAAGAAAUGGCUGACAUAAGCACUUCCAUACAGAGAUUUGUGGACGAACUGGAUAAAAUCAUGAUUUUGGUGGAUGACAUGGCCAACACAUUUUUAGCACUAUCCAAGAUUGGGAAGCAAUGGAUCGUUCUUGAUGACGGCUACGACAAAAGGGUAUUGUGUCACAUCAAACUUUUAGAACAGCAUCGUCUUGACACCCAAAAUCAAAUAAAACUGGAACGCCAAAACAACGCACUGUCCCGUUUAGCGAUAAAACGAAAGCAGUUUGAAACUGGGAAGGUCGAGGACGUUCUCCAUCAACAGGAGGGUGCACUGGAGAAGCUGCACUUACAGAGGUGCAACGCCAUAGGCAAAAAACGAGUGUUGCAGACGAAGCUGGAAGAAAAGGAAGAUUGUCUGGGAGAGUUGAAUUUUAGAUUCAUGAAGAGUGAAAGCACCACACCAUUGGCCAUUAAAAAACAUGCCGAGGAAACCGCGCUUCUCAAAGCAGAAAUUGAAGCUCUACGAGCAGAAAUCCUUCAAGGCAACAGACAAAUACAACAACUGAAACGCAACGAAGUCCACUUGGACUGUGUCACAGACGACAUUAAGAUUUUCCUGAAACACGAGCACAAGGCUGAAUGUCAAUUAUCAAAGUCCAUCGGGCAUCAAAAGUCCGACAUCAAAUAUAUGACCAGCUGUCUAGCAAGAGUUUCAAGCGAGCUUCGCGCUCUCAAGCGCAUUAAAGCUUUUAGAGAGGAUCCCGAAACGGUGAAGAAGAUAUUCCAUGGAAGUAUCCGCCCACGUACCGCAGGGCCGCUUUCCAACAAAUUACGGGCACAAAUCGCAGCUCGUAUUCGCCAAGACUUAGACCGAGUAUUUAGUGGCGUUCCUCGCACGUCACGAUUGCACAACAGACCAGACUACAAGCAAGAGGAAAUACGAGUGUUCGACAUAGGAGAAAUGCGUGGAGAUGCGCGUGAUAAAGCCAUUCUGGACCAGUGUGUGAAUAUGUGGAGGGACAUGAACCGCACUCCAGAUAUCAAACAGAUCGUCAGCACGUGGAAACACAAUAAGAGUCGAAAACAACACACGUCUGCACGAAAAUGACAUUCUUAAUAAUUUGUCAUCCUCAAGGUCUUCCAUGUUACAUCGUUUCAAUGAGAGGAUGUU
This is a messenger RNA of Lingula anatina, 1928 nucleotides long. RefSeq lists its product as uncharacterized. Lineage: Eukaryota; Metazoa; Brachiopoda; Lingulata; Lingulida; Lingulidae. The record is from RefSeq and is a predicted model, not a curated record.